AUGGAAUGUCCUAUCCGCAAAUAUCCUCUCCGACGCCCAGACGGCCAUAAACCUCCCAUCCCUCGCUGGUGGGCAUGUUUUCCAGAGACCAUAGACCAGGUAUUCACGGCCUAUAUUGGGGUUCAGCAGCACACCGGUGACCAACACAACAACGCUGCAUUCGAGAAAUGUCUCGCGUCUAUCGAACACUGGAUCUCUGAACCCACUCAUGCGCCUGCAUCGGUGGAACGCUUCCGGGUCAUUGACGGACACGAUGUCCCGCGAUCUCUCGUGCUCGUGUGCUACUGGGCCGACAGAGCGAAGUACGAUGAGGCGGUUCAGCGGCUGGAUCUGUCGGGGAUAUAUCGAGCGCUGGAUAGGGUAGAUCUACCGGACCAGCAGCCACAGCAACAGCAACGGCAACGGCAACGGCAGAUCGGUCUCUGGUGCGAGCGAUUCACGAGUCACGUCUCGCGUCUGGAGACUAAUUACACCGGAACAGAUUAUCUGCCGGGGCUGGCGAGGUUGCCGGAUAUGGGGACGCAGGGGCAUUCGUAUACGGGAUACUGGGGGGCGGCGAGGGAUCGGAUUCCUGAUUCUGCGGUUGAUGAGUUUGGACCGGAUCUGCUUCAUCAAUAUCAAGAUCAACAUCAGCAUCAGCAUCAGCAUCAAGAUGAAGAUCAUUAUCAAGAUGAGAGUCAGGAUCAGGACCAUGAUACCCAACCCGCACCGCCUCCCCCGUCCUCACUAGGCAAACGUCUCAUCGGCACCAACACAACCCAUAACCUAGCACAUAUCCGGUCCGGCCAAUUCUGGAAACACUGUCCCGACGACGAGCGACGAUCCUACGAGGAGAACCUCGAACCGACCCUUCGAAACGGUCUUGCGUAUCUAUGGCAGAACCCCGUCGAGACGGGGUCGAUGGCGUUACGAUAUCUUCUGAAUGUUCCUCCUCCGUCAUCUCCUCCUUCUCCUUCUUCUCCUAUAUCCCCGAGACCUAGCCAUGAAUCCUCUCCAUCCCCAUCCCCUCCAUCUCAAAGACCUCUACGCGAGAGCGAAAGCGAAAGCGACGAAUCCUGCGUGACCGGUUUCUUCCGCAACCUCUCCGACCUCGAGACCUGGGCGAAGCGCCACCCCUCGCAUCUAGCCAUCUACACGGGGGCCAUCCGGCAUGCGAAGACAUUCGGCGCGACGCGGCAGUUCCGCACGUGGCAUGAAGUGUCGGUGCUAGGGCGCGGGGAGGCGCAGUUUGAGUAUGUGAAUUGUGUGGAGGGGACGGGGAUGAUUAUGCGUGCUGGUGGUGGGGAGUGUGUUUUGCUUGUUGAGGAGGAUCUUUGA
Aspergillus melleus is the source of this 1317-nucleotide messenger RNA. Its product is annotated as phenylacetaldoxime dehydratase family protein. The coding region runs from base 1 to 1317 and encodes 438 amino acids. NCBI's taxonomy places the organism in Eukaryota, Fungi, Ascomycota, Eurotiomycetes, Eurotiales, Aspergillaceae. The record is from RefSeq and is a predicted model, not a curated record. The transcript has a single exon.